AUGGAUCAGGGCUUUGAAGAUUCAGAGGAAGAAGAGGAUAAUGAGGAUUUUUUGCGGGCCUUGGAAAACAGUCUUUGUGAUCACAAGUAUGGGAGCGCAGGGAGUGAAGUUGAAGCCUACCAGGCUCAUGGGGAGUUGGUACGGUGGCCACUGGAGGUCCGAUUAGGCGUUGCAAGCUUUCUACUUUGGUCAGAACUGGUGGCAUACUCCUUGUUGUGCCGCGCGUGGCGAUUGCUGGAGUUGGAAGAUACACUCUGGCAGGUCUACUUCUCCACAACAUGGCCGAGACUGGCUCAACGAUGGGAGGCAAUCUUUGGUGAUUUUUCUCAACCAUGGCGAGUGCUUUUCCGAGCCCAGUGGGCGAGAGGCAACCACACGGAGGAUGCUUUGGAGGAGGAUUGGCUAGAUUUUAAUGCUGUACAAAAACUGAAACCACCGCCAGAUGCCUUGUCAACAUUUGAGUCAAACUUGCAGCAGGCCAUCUGUGAUUGCCGUAAGGACCUAUUUCAACAAGGACUGAGAGUGCCAAUUCAAGCAGAUGCUCAACACACGUGCAACAGCAAUUGUCGGUUGCACCGGCUGAACUUUGAGAAUGGCGACAUGUUCCUGUGCGAGGCCAGUGGCAAUUUGCAUCAGUGCCUUCAGAACAUACCCUGCGCCGGUUGCGUGGCUUCUCCAGAUGACUGCUUCCUGGUGUGCCCGGUCAGCGGUCGCUGCUUUCCCAAAAGCAGUACUGUGAAUGAGGAGGGGCCAGAUACACGCCACGAGUGGGACCCUGAGCUAAGUGCUGCUCAACAAGUUGGAAGGUGGUUUGAACAAGGAUACUUCAUGAGUGACGAGCAAGCAGCAGCUUCUUUCGGAGGCCGGCGGUCAAAAAGACAUUGUUCUGGCAUUCGAGUCGGGGCAUUCGGAACCCGAGAAGAUCAAAGCUCCCCCCCGCUGCGGUCCAAAGUGACUGAGACGUCGAAGUAA
Molecule: messenger RNA, 972 nt
Organism: Durusdinium trenchii
Lineage: Eukaryota; Dinophyceae; Suessiales; Symbiodiniaceae
Source: the annotation of a GenBank genome assembly